AUGGGCUGCUGCGGUUCCUCGGAUCCUCCCUACAACCCUCAUUUCCGAGCUCAGCAGGGCGAUCCGGUUCGACCCAAGGAUGCUGGAUUCUUGCCGUUUGUGCGGUGGGACACUGCUGCCGUUGCGCCUCAGAUCAAAGGUGGCGACCACAUCUAUUUGAUCUUCACCUACUCGGAAGCAGCAAUUGAAGGAAAUGAGGACGGAACCGUGACGGCGGAGGUACCGGCCAUCCCCUCCAAAUGGCCGUGGGCAUGGCUGGGGGGCGGCUCCACUGAAGCGGAUCGUCAAGAGUUCAGGGGCUCCUGCAUCUUCCGCGUUUGGCGGAAAGAUGGGACCAAUUCGGUGGUCCAAGAUGGUGAUGAUGUCUUCUUCGAGCAUGUGGACACGGGGAAGUAUCUUGAGGCUUCCACCGACACCGAGCCCCUGGCCUUGACUGACAAGGACGACAAUGCGUCGGGCCAGCUCUGGUGUUUCUUCAAGCAGGGCCGGCCCAUGGAGAUGAGACAUCGGGACAACGUAUACAUCCAGAGUUGGCUGCACAACUAUGUGGAGUACCGUUACUUCGAGGACAGCAACCUCUAUGCCAAGAGGUGGCAGAGACGGGAGCCCCAGACCCUGACCGUUCUCAAGAAGGCCGUGCUGGAUUCGUCCACGACGGAAGUCGCGAGGAAAUUCCAAUUCCAAGCCUUCGACCUGGACGGCAAUGGCUCCAUCAGCAAACGUGAGAUGGACAUAAUGGUGCGGCUUGUUAGAGGCGUGGAGCCGUCUUUGGAGGAGAUUGAUGGGAUCAUGGUCAAGGCUGAUCCGGCCCACACAGGGCAUAUCCCAUUCCCGUCCUUCGCCUCUUGGGCUGAUGCUGGUGGCAUGACAGAAGAGGAGCUGAACCAUGCAGAAGUGCUCGGAAAUGUGGCGCAGAGAUGCUUCGACGCCUUGCAUGAGGGGAGGUGCCUUGUUGAGGUACUGGGCACCAUCGACAGCAUGACUGUUCAGGGCAUGGUGAGCAAGUACAGCGAGAGCCUCAAAGCAGGCAAUGUAAGCGAGAGGAUCGUGGAGAAGGCAGCUGAGUCGGACGGCUGGCUCUUCUCCGGUAAUUGGAAGAACUGCAUGAAGGCCCUGCUGGAGCCCGAGGUUGACCUUUGGGUUCGCUGCCUGAACGAUGCCAUGCAGGGCCUGGGCACCGACGAGAACUCCUUGUCAGCCUUGGUGUGCACCUUGCCCGAGCGCUUGCGCAUGGCUAUCUUUCAACAGUACCAAGAGACCUUUGGCAAGGGCUUGCUAGAGCAUAUUGAGAGCGAGACAUCCUUCAGCUAUCAGAAAGUCAUGACAUGGCAGGCCAUGGCGCCGGAGGACUGCCGCGCCAGAAUCCUGAACAAGGCCAUGGCCGGCCUAGGAACUGCUGAAGAUCAGCUGAUCCGGGUGAUCUGCCAACUGAAUUUCGGCGAGCGUCGAGAGGUCAAAGAAGCCUAUCAGCGCAAAUACGACAGAGAUCUGCUGGAGCACAUCCAAUCCGAAACGUCCGGCGACUUUCAAAAGGCCCUGCUUUGCAUGUUGGAGGCGGAGGAGACGGCCUUCGAUUUGGAAGCAGAUUGUGCAGCCAUGAAGGAAGCUAUGGAAGGAUGGGGGACCGACGAGAUGGCCCUAACAAAGAUGAUUUGCAGCAAGACAGCCAAGCAAAUGGAGGAUGUGAACAACAAAUUUCAGGAGCUGUAUGAGCGAGACUUGCUUGAGUGGGUAAAGAGCGAAACCAGCGGCUACUACCAAGAUACGCUGCUGGGGUGCAUUCGUCACCCCAUGAAGCAGCUCGCGCAUUCUGUCCGAGACUGCAUGAAAGGCUGGGGCACAGACGAUGAAGGUCUCAUCACUUGCUUGGUGCAUUUGGAGGAUUUCAAGAAGGCCGCUCUCAUCAAGGAAUACAGUCUGGAGUUCGGCCGGGACAUCUUCGAAGACAUCAAAGCGGACACCAGCGGCGACUACGAGAAGGCGCUCUGUGAUCUAAUCAAGCCGGCACCACAGGUAUGGGCCGAGGCACUUACCGGUGCAAUGAAGGGCAUGGGAACCUCCGACUCGCUACUCAUCAACUUUAUGGUCCUGGCUAAAGAUGAUAUGAUGGAGGUCCGGAAGCACUUCCACGGGCAAAAUGGGCAGAUGCUGGAGGAGUGGAUCGAGUCGGAAUGCACUGGUGAUUACAAGGAAACUCUGAUGAUGCUAGCUGGGCGAAACAGCGAGGAGACCAUAAGCAUCGCCCCAGUCUACUGGGCGCAACGCUGCAAGGAUGCCCCUUUCAGCGUCGAGACUUUGAAGGAGGUGUUGGUGUCGAUGCCAGCGACCGCCAUCAAGCGACACACAGAGCUCUACGAAGCUGUCUAUGGAGCAUCGUUGAAGGAAGAAGUGGAAAAGAAAUGCAACGAGAAGGGGACCUUCUUCUUUUUCACCAAUUGGUGGAAGCACGCAAUGUUGUCCCUGACCAGCUUGCCCGUUGAGCUCUACGUGAAGGGACUUUGGGAUGCCAUGCACGGCUGGGGAACUGACGAGUACACCCUCACUGCCUUGGUGUGCACUUUACCCGAGAACCUCUACGAUGAGAUCCACGGCCUGUAUUUGAAGACACACGAGCGGACGCUCGUGAAUCACAUCGAGUCAGAAACUUCAUUCAAUUACAAAAAGUUGCUGAAGUAUCAAGCCAUGACGUGGGCUGAGAGCCGCGCCACAGCCCUUCAUGGUGCUAUGGCAGGAUGGGGCACCUCGGAAGAUCAGCUCGUCCGCAUUAUCAUGUGCUCCACUUUCAAGCAGCGGGCGGUAAUCAGGGAGGCCUACGAAAGGCUUUUUGGCAGAGAUUUGAUUCAGCACAUUGAGUCGGAGACCAGCGGGAACCUGAAAAGCAUCCUUGUGGCCGUGCUGAAAUGCACGCACCCCAAAGCUUCACUGGACUACGAUAAGGACUGCGACGAUCUGAAGAAGGCCAUGGAUGGUUUCGGGACGAACGAGAAGGCCAUCAUUCAGAUUGUCGCAGGCAAAACGCCGCAACAGAUCGAGACCCUCAAGGCCAAGUUUGAAGAGAAGUUUGGAGACGAGCUUUUUACCCGAAUCGACAGUGAGACCUGGGACUGCGGUCAGUGCAUGUUCAUGACGCCCAACUUCCGGGCCUGCAUGCUGGGUCUCCUGCGGGAGCCCACCGUACGGCAUGCGUGCGCCGUUCGUGACUGCAUCUUGGGCUGGGGCACGGACGACACGGGCCUCCUCACACUGCUGGUCCACCUCUCAGAGAGACAGCGCCGCGACCUCGCGGAAGCCUACAAGAGGCUCACGGGCUCCACUAUUUUUGACGCUAUCGAAGGGGACACCAGCGGAGAUUUCAAGCAAGCGCUGAUGGCCCUUGUAAAGCCAGCCCCAAAGGUCUGGGCCGAAGCGAUUCUGUCCUCUAUGAAGGGGCUGGGGACCUCAGACAACCUCUUGAUCAAUUGGAUGUGCAUCGCAAAGGAGCGCAUGGAUGAGGUCAAGGAUUUCUUCAGUGAGUUGGAGCCUCGAGGCUUGCCAACAUGGAUUGCCGAAGAGUGCGGGGACAACGACUACAAGGACACGCUUCUUCGGCUGGCCAAUCGAAAGUGCGAGCGCUUCUCUGGUCAAGAGGUCGGCCUCAGCAUCUCGCCGCCAGAGUCGAAGGAGCAGGCCAUUCUACAGUUCACGAUGACCUUCAACAGAUUGUGCAAAAUGCGUCGCGAGAAGGGUGACAACAUCAUUCCCACUGAAGAGCACCAGCAAGCCAUGGGCAACGCCUUCUUGUAUUAUGGAUCCAUGUCCAGCUGUGCACCAAAUCUUGACAUUCCGGGCGUGUGGGAACUAACGAAUGCCUGUGGCUUCCCUCCUGCUGAUGACGGCCCAGAUUUGGUUGCCACUUUUCAUGAGUGGGACGUGAGUGGCACUGGCGAAAUUACCUGGAACGAUUUUGUGCGAGAGAUGACUGCGCGCAUCAACGAUCCGGGGCACUUCAACUCCGACCCACUACCAGAGACCAUUGGCAUGAUCUCCAUUCCGGACAGGCCGAGGGCAGAUGGCUACAAGAGUCACAUCAGCAGCUUCAAUGCUUCGGAUGACGACUACGAGAGCUUUGACAGCGAUACUCCGCAGGUAGACAUGUAUGCAGCAUUCACGGACGGCAGCUGGAAAGAUGUGCUCGCUGGCGUGGAACCUGGGACAGACGGGGCAGGCCACCUUGCCGGGCCCUGGGGAGAGUGCAUAGCUGCUGCGGUGAAAGUUGAAUGCACGGAGGAAUGGCAGGAUCGCUUCCCCGAUGCUCCAGUUGGAGUUGUCAUUGAGUACAUGUGCUCCUGUGGCCAUGAGGGGUUCGUCGGUCCGGCUGAGCAAAAGGAACAGGAAUCAGGCUCGAAAGUGUUUUGGUCGUAUUUGUCAAGCUACUGGAAAUACGAACUUGCCCUGAUACAGUACAGUGUGGGGGUUGAGACCGACCGCGUCUUGACCCCGACGGCGCUGAUUAGGACACUUUGUGCAGACCAGGAUAUGUGCGGAAUCAGCAGUCAGCAGCAUGAGGAUGCCAUGUUUGGAUCGCAGUCAGCCGUUCUGCGGGUCUUGGCAGAACUCAACAUGCACAUGAUUUCUAAGACUGGUGGGGAGGGCUCAUACAUCUACAAUGAGUCUUGUCAGCUCCGCACCGAGCUGUUAACGGAUCUUCAAGGCCUGGAAAAGAUGCGAUCGCAGCUGCGGAACAUGUCGAAGGUUUGGUGUGAGAAUUAUGGAGACCACCUCAAUGCGUUCAAGAAAACGCAUGAGACCGCCGGCAGCGUCACAGAAUUUGAUCUUUCCUUGGACAAUAUGAGCUUCAGAUUUGGCGAUGAGUGGCCACUUGAGGGCUGGCACUACUUCUGGCUAAUGCAGGCGUGA
Molecule: messenger RNA, 4896 nt
Organism: Symbiodinium sp. CCMP2456
Lineage: Eukaryota; Dinophyceae; Suessiales; Symbiodiniaceae
Source: the annotation of a GenBank genome assembly